Messenger RNA from [Candida] anglica, 897 nucleotides. Lineage: Eukaryota; Fungi; Ascomycota; Pichiomycetes; Serinales; Debaryomycetaceae. The record is from the annotation of a GenBank genome assembly.
AUGUCAUUCGCUAAUUUUGAUUAUGAAGCACAAAAGCCGUUGAAGAAAGAUCUGGGGGUAGUUCCCGAAGAUGAAAUGAGUUCGCUGAACGAAUUGGAUAAGAUUAUCAAUAACACAUCUAAGCAACUUGAACUGUUUGGCAGUUUAAUAUCACAAUUUGAUUUACAACGUAAACAAAUCGGAACAAGAAGAGAUAAUACUCAAUUAAGAGAUAAUCUUGAUCAAAUCAUUGUUAGAGUAUCUCAAAUGGAAUCUGCAAUUCAUGUUUUAAUUGAAAAUAUUUCUUUUGUGAUUAAUCGUAGUCAAAGGCAUGGGGUCAAUACCACCACAAAAGAUGAAGCCUCUAAAUUGAUAAUAACCAAUCGACAAGUGGUGGUCAAGGAGCGUCUAGAGUCUGAGCUCAGUGACUUGCAUAAGCAAUUCCAGGUGAUGACAAGAAGCUAUAAAGAAAAGAAACGUUCAUACCCUAUAAAGGAACACCCAAUUGCCACCACUGCUAAUAUUCCAUCGGAGACAACACCAUUAAUACUGGACCAGUCACAAACACUACAACAGCAACAACAACAACAGAUACAAGAAGAGGAGAUUAAUGAGACGGAAUUACAAUAUCAUCUUAUGUUAACAGAAGAGCGUAAUCAAGAGAUUGGUCAGAUAAAUGAAGGGAUUUUGGAGAUAAAUUCUAUAUUCAAGGACUUGGGAGAGUUGGUAAACCAACAAGGAGAGCAAUUGGACACAAUAGAGGACAAUAUUUUACAAUUACAUGGAAACUCCCAGCAGGCUGAGAGUGAGUUGGUGAAGGCAAAUGAGUACCAAAGAAAGAAGGGGAAGUGGAGCUGUAUAAUACUCGUAGCAUUAUGUGUCUUUGUUCUUGUUAUAGUUCUUGCUGUUAUCAGUUGA